GUAAUUUUAGCUACGUUUCGCGCGCAUCGCGCAUCGCCAGCACUGAGCGCGCCGGUCGCCCGCGCCGCCGCCGGCAGCUCGCUGUCUCUAAACAAAAUAAGGGAUCAAAAUGCCGCGCAUAUACGAAGAGACGGACCCUAGCUACGCUGCAACCUGCAGCAAUAUAACGCUAUGCUCCAACUCCAAGGGCUUCUUCAAGGGGCUGGGCGAGGAGCUGGUCUCCAUCGCUGAGGCAGACGGCUGGCUGGACAAGUUCGAAGCUGUCCAGGAUGCGAAGAAGGUGGCUGCUGUCCUGGCCAACGAGACGGUGAUGGAAGCUCUAAACGAGGUGCUGUCAAGGAUCCAACCCCUGCAUCGCGGUAAGGACGCGCAGGUGUCCCGGGACCGCCGCCUGGCAGCUCAGAGGGCGCUGGAGGACGGUGACGUGGACAAAGCGUUAGCACUCGCCAGCCAAGCAGUACUCAGAGCCCCUAUGACAGGCGGAGACGAUGCAAUCGUUUCUGAAGGUGGAAUCUCUCUCGCAUUAGCCCUGUGGCUCCGGUCGGAAAUAUUACUGCGUUGUGAUAAACCCCAGGCUGCUCUAGAAGACCUGAAACUGGCCCUCAAGGAACGACUGCCUGCGAAGAUGAGGGCUCAGUAUUACUGGAGGAUGGGCCACUGCUACCGAGGCGCCGGUGAAGCCACUCGAGCUAAGGUAUCAUAUGAGCUGGCCGGCAGACUGCUGGGGACUGACGAGGCUGCCAAGGCACAGCUGGCUGAAGACAUCGCCUGCUUAGAUUACAAGGCACAGCCCAAGCAGACCAUUGAGAAACCUGUGACGGCGCUGACCGGCGGAGCGAAGCAGAAUAUGCCGUCUCUAUCAAAAUUAUUGAAAUUAGCUGAAGAAGAAACAAAGGGUCGAUUCGCAGUCGCAAACUCUCCAAUAAAGACUGGUGACGUGCUAUUGGUAGACCCACCAUACGCAGCAUGUCUAGUCUCAGAUUACUACGGCACACAGUGCUUACAUUGUUUUAAAAGACUAGACGAUUGUGAGAAUGAAGCUCCGGUCUGGUGUCCGAAGUGUUCAGGUGUUGCAUUCUGCAGCAUCGCUUGCAGGGACGCAGCCGUAACCACAUAUCAUUCUUUUGAAUGCCAAUUCUUAGAUCUCUUUAUAGGUUCCGGUAUGUCAAUACUGAGUCAUAUAGCUUUACGAAUGGUGACACAAGCAGGGCUCGACACCAGCCUGUCAAUACAUGCCAAGUACAUCAGCAAUGAAGUAAAGACUAUCGAAGGUGCCGUCCUAAACGACAUAGAAGGUGUCACGAAAAAGUCCAAAAUAAAAAGUAGAAAGGAAAGGCUGAAUAGAUCUAAAAAAGGAAUCAAAAGUUUCACAGAAAAGAAUUUCAAAGAAGAAGACGAAGAAGUUAAAGUGGAAGAUAAAAUUAGUAUUGAAGAGAAGCUAGAGCUGAGAGCAGCGCAGAUAUACGCGCUGUGCACGCACUCCGACCAGAGGAAAGGAGAGGAUUACUUGAAACGAAUAGUGAUGUCACUGUUUCUCACUGAAUGUUUGAAAAAAGCUGGUUUCUUUAAGAAGUGUAAACAAGAAAAUUUAGAAAAAGCACACAUGGCCAUCGUCGACCUGAUCCUCCGCAACCUGCAGCUGCUACAAUUCAAUGCGCACGAGAUCUACGAGACGGUGCGAGGUGCUCACACCUUCUCAGGCUCCAAGCCGGUCUACAUCGCGGUCGGGAUCUACCCUAUAGGAGCCCUGUUUAACCACGAGUGCUACCCGAGCGCGAUUAGAUACUUUGAAGGUCGUAACAUCGUGCUCCGCGCAACGAGACCCUUGUCUCCGGGCGAGGUGGUGGCAGAGAACUAUGGCCCCCACUUCAUGACUCGCGCCCUCAAGGAGCGCCAGCGAUCCCUCGCCUCCCGGUACUGGUUUCGAUGUGACUGCCUCGCCUGCAAAGAGGACUGGCCCACUCUCAAGCAAAUGAGCGGAGACACGCCGCCUUACAUCAGAUGUCCAAACAUCGACUGCAUGUCCAAGUUCCGCGCCGCCCUGCAAUGUCUGCCCAACCGAUGCACGCGCUGCUCCACGCCCAUCAACAGGGAGCUAGUCAAGAUCCAAAUGGAGACCGUCAAUCGAUGUGUCAAACAAUACCAAGAAGGUGCAAGGUUGAUGGACGAAGAGCGUACCGACGAAGCAAUUACAGUGAUGUGCGAGGCCAUCGACCUGUUCCAUGAGGUAGCUCGGGCUCCGCACCGGGACACACACCUCGCGCAGGAGGCGCUGCGCUCGUGCUUCGCUACAGCAGGCAACAUGCACCAAGUCAGGGAGCCCGAGCGAGACAACCACAACGGCAACAACACCACUUCAAUUUAGUUCAAACAAUAAUUGUAAUCUUGAAUGUAAUUAUCGAGAUAAUGAAACAAACUAAGUGAACUUGAACAGUGUGCUUCAUUUCUCACAAGUAAAUAGGAACAUAUGA
Molecule: messenger RNA, 2471 nt
Organism: Spodoptera exigua (beet armyworm)
Lineage: Eukaryota; Metazoa; Arthropoda; Insecta; Lepidoptera; Noctuidae
Source: the annotation of a GenBank genome assembly